ACUGUAAAAGCUUUCCCCCCACCAAUCAGUGAAGAGAUCACGGUGCACGGUGCAACUCGAUACUAUUUCCCCACGUGGAUCUGUGCAAGGAAGUAGCCUACUCUGUAGACGCGUGUCUUUCGUGGUUUGUGAAAUCACAGUAUGGUCGUAAAAGCAAACAGUGACGCGUCCUCAACGAAGAAAAACAAGACCAUGAAAAAUCUAGAAGGGGUGAAGGGACCAGCGAAAGAGAAGAGGAAAAAGACCGACACUGAGGAAACGUCAGAGGUUGUAGCUAAAAAAGUAAAAAAACAGAAGGUGCAGGCAAAGCCAGAAGAGGAGGCACAACAUGUGGAGGAGGUGACUGUAGAGGCUGUACCUAAAAAAGUAAAAAAACAGAAGGUAAAGCCAGAAGAGGAGGCACAACAUGUGGAGGAGGUGACUGUAGAGGCUGUACCUAAAAAAGUAAAAAAACAGAAGGUAAAGCCAGAAGAGGAGGCACAACAUGUGGAAGAGGAGGAGGUGACUGUAGAGGUUGUAGCUAAAAAAGUAAAAAAACUGAAGGUGCAGGCAAAGCCAGAAGAGGAGGCACAAAAUAUGGAGGUGGAGGAGGUGACUGUAGAGGCUGUACCUAAAAAAGUAAAAAAACAGAAGGUAAAGCCAGAAGAGGAGGCACAACAUGUGGAUGAGGAGGAGGUGACUGGAGAGGUUGUAGCUAAAAAAGUAAAAAAACUGAAGGUGCAGGCAAAGCCAGAAGAGGAGGCACAAAAUAUGGAGGUGGAGGAGGUGACUGUAGAGGCUGUACCUAAAAAAGUAAAAAAACAGAAGGUAAAGCCAGAAGAGGAGGCACAACAUGUGGAAGAGGAGGAGGUGACUGGAGAGGUUGUAGCUAAAAAAGUAAAAAAACAAAAGGUAAAGCCAGAAGAGGAGGCACAACAUGUGGAAGAGGAGCAGGGGAAUGUAGAGGUUGUAGCUAAAAAAGUAAAAAAACAGAAGGUAAAGCCAGAAGAGGAGGCACAAAAUGUGGAGGAGGAGGAGAUGACUGGAGAGGUACGUAUACUCUGCACUCCAUGA
Molecule: messenger RNA, 1053 nt
Organism: Clupea harengus (Atlantic herring)
Lineage: Eukaryota; Metazoa; Chordata; Actinopteri; Clupeiformes; Clupeidae
Gene: chlsn
Product: titin-like
Exons: 3
Coding region: 142-1053 (303 amino acids)
Source: RefSeq, a predicted model, not a curated record